Molecule: messenger RNA, 1990 nt
Organism: Tuber melanosporum (Perigord truffle)
Lineage: Eukaryota; Fungi; Ascomycota; Pezizomycetes; Pezizales; Tuberaceae
Exons: 2
Coding region: 343-1515 (390 amino acids)
Source: RefSeq, a predicted model, not a curated record
CCUCUUUCUCUUGUCCCUCGCAACUCCUCCUACAGCACUUCACUCAAACCCACCAACAAUCCCCUACACGGUCCACACCUCCCAUGUUGGCAGCCUAGCUUCUUAACUCUCAGUUAUCUUGCGACCUAUUUAGCAUCCCCUUCCCUCUCGUCCCCCCCCCCUUCCCUCUCCCCCUCUAUCGCCCUAGUAAACGAACCCUCCUCCAGUCUCGAAAAUACUAUCCACACCCAUGUCCGUCUUCCCGGUUCGCCCACGCCCUCCCGACUCGAACUCCUCAUAAAAAAGAUAUCGUGUCCGAACAACAAACACACAAUUAAACAGCGAAAGACUCAUUCAGCUCACAUGGCAGACACAGCUACCGCCAUAUUCGAUUUCUCCGCUGUCAUAGCUCUCAAUGAUGCCCUGGCUACGAAUCAAAACAGCAACCCUCUAGUCAUCAAUCCCGAAAAAAUUAGCGGGACUACUCCUCACCGAUCCCUUGGUGACUUUACCCCCCUCUGGGAUUUUCUAGGGUCCUCGCCUGUGCCAUGCACUACCACUGACGAGGACGACCCAUCACCCCCCACCCAAAUUCAUCCAUCGCCAAGAAGGAAGCGCAAAACGCGCCACUCAAGUUCGUUUAAGAUCGAUGCAGUUACCCAGGAAACUCCACCAGUAGUGAGGCUGAGGGGGAUGGAAACACCAGCUCCCCUGCAACCAGUUUUCCAGCAACCAAUGCCAAGUGCGGUUACAAACGCCAGUUUAGAGGAUCCAUUUGAUAAGCGGCCCGUGAUUCGGUCGCAGAUGACCUCGGUUGAAAGGAAAGCGCAACUAAUACAGAAGAUACUCUCACUAUUCCCCGCUCAAGCUUCCCGUCUUCUUAUUCGCCCAGGUCUCCGGUCAGGGGCGAAAGACCCUUCGGACACUGACAUUCAUGUCUUUGUCGAUGCUUCUAACAUCCUGAUCGGAUUCUACGAAUGCAUCAAGAAACGUAGGGGAUAUUCCCGCGGCGCAGCCAUUCGUCAGCCCGCAUUUUCCUUCCAUGGCUUAUCUCUUAUCCUCGAGAGGGGACGGAUAUCUUCCAAGAGGGUAUAUGUCGGGAGUUCACCAACAACCGUAUCCGCACUUGAAGCUCGUUCUCUUGGCUACGAAGUCAGUCUACUUGAGAGAGUAGAAAAGGAACGGGUGAAUACGAAAUACUCCUCCUCUUCGGGUUCCGAGGGCGCACACAAACGACGCCCCCGGAAAGUAGAGCAAGCCGUCGAUGAAAUCCUUCAUCUCAAAAUUUUAGAGAGUGUUCUGGAUUUCACGCCAACUACUAUCGUGCUAGCCAGCGGUGAUGCAGCUCAAGGAGAGUACAGUCCUGGCUUUUUCAAGGUCGUCGAGAGAUGUCUUGAUAGGGGUUGGAAAAUUGAGCUGGUAUCGUUUAAGGCAAGCUUGAGUUGGCUUUACUCAAACAAGGACUUCUUAGAGAAGUGGAAGGGAGCCUUUUCGUUAGUCUUGCUAGACACCUUUGUCGAGGAGCUUUUAGAGUAGCGCACAACCUUUCUCUUACGCUCAUAUUUCUCUGCUCAUUUCCCACAUUCUCCCUCCACUAUGUUCAGAGCCUUUUAGCUCCCCUGCCGCCUUUAUUUUUUUGCGCGGUACAUCUCUUAUAGCUUGUAUCCCUUGCUUCUUUCCUGUUUUUCCAUAUCUUGUUUUUUUCUGUCUAUCUUAUCUUUUGUGAUCCUGGCCUGCCCAAUGAUUUGGGUGGGGGUUCUAGUAUUUUUUAAGGAACCUGGAGGCAGGAAGAAGUUUUAGUGCUCGUGCUUGCACUGUACCGGUACGGUAUUAUGCCAUGCCAAAGCAUUGGGGAACUUGUAAAAAGGUACCUCUUUAACCAUCUUUGCGUUGUAAAGCGUCUUGUUGGGUUAAUAUCAUAGCACACGAUUUUGUUGUCACAAUAUCUUAUUACUUGACUACAUUCAUGGAAAUAGCACCUAAGAGGAUAGAAAUGAAGUAUACUUGUAAA